GUAACCGAGAAAGAGAGAAGAUCCGAGAGCUCCAAGAUCCUGAUUUAACGUGGAGAUCUGCUGUACUGGCGUGGAGAUUAAAGGCAACCCAGCAGUGGUUGUGAGGCGUAAAACUAUGGAGCGACGGAACUCCAGCAGUGAAGGAGGAACCUCUGGUCUAAAACUGCAGAAUUCCAGAGCAGAUCCUCCAGAGCCCAGCUGUGUGUCUAUGAAAAGCAAAAAUUCAAUGUUUGAACCUCCAGCCUUCAGUACAAGUACAACUGAUAACCUAAGACUAAAAUUGCAGAAAUCCAGAGCAGAGUCAUCAGAGCCCAGCUGCAUGUCUUUACAAAAUAACUCGAUGAUUAUCCCUCAAGAUUUCAGUACAAAAGGGACUGGUAAUGACCCGAGUUGGAGGAUGGAUGCCCAGCUCCAGGAUCAGUCCAGGUGUGGAUUGGGUCACCACCUUCUGACUGAUCCAGUCUCUAUCACCUGUGGUCAUAGUUUUUGCAAGCAGUGCAUCAGCUGCUUCUGGGAACCUUUAGCUGCAUCAGAAGACUUUGUCUGUCCUCGGUGCAGAAAAAGAUUUAGAACACAUCCAGUUCUCCAUCCAUAUAAUGUGUCCAUGGAGCAAGAUUCUUACCAACCAGCAGAUGACAACCUGCAUGAAGUCUUAGAGAAGCACAAAACCAGCAUUAAGAAAAAGUAUGAGACCUUAUUUGAGGGAAUCCAAAUCCCAGAGAACAAAACACUCCUGAACAGGGUUUACACACAGCUGUAUAUCAUAGAGGGAGAAAGUAAAGGGGUGAAUGAAGAGCAUGAGGUUUUACAGAAGAGCCUAUCAAGAAAAAACCUACAAAAAAAUCCAAUCAACUGCUCAGAUAUCUUUAAACUGCUACAAGGUCCUAAAGGAGAAAAAGAAGAGGGGUACAUUGGAGCUGGGAUGGCUGAAGGUCUUAGUUACAUAGAAAAAAAAGAAGACAAAAAGCUGAGAACUGUGCUGACCAAAGGCAUUGCUGGCAUUGGAAAAACUGUAUCUGCGCAGAAGUUCAUUCUGGACUGGACUGAAGGAAAAGCCAAUCAGGAUGUACAUUUUAUGUUUGUGCUUCCAUUCCGGGAGCUGAAUUUGAUUAAAGAUGAUCAAUACAGUUUUCAUGGACUUCUGUGUGAUUUCUAUCCUGAGCUUAAAGAUCUGGACCCAAAGAUUUAUGAUCAGUACAAAGUUGUGUUUAUAUUUGAUGGUCUGGACGAAAGCAGAAUUCCGCUGAGCUUUUCACAGGGUGAGAAAGUAUCUGACACCACUGUAACAUCACCAGUGGGUGUGUUGCUGACUAACCUCAUCAAAGGAGAGCUGCUUCCCUCUGCUCUAAUCUGGAUAACCUCCCGACCAGCUGCAGCUAGUCAGAUUCCUUCUCAAUGCAUCAACCGUGUGACAGAAAUUCAGGGAUUCAGUGAUCCACAGAAGGAGGAGUACUUCAGGAAGAGAAUCAGUGACCAAGACCAAGCCAAGAGAAUCAUCUCACACAUUAAAACAGCGAGGAGCCUCCACAUAAUGUGCCACAUUCCAGUCUUCUGCUGGAUCUCAGCCACUGUUCUUCAGCAAGUCAUGAAACAUAAUAGAGAAAUUCCUAAAACUCUGACUGAAAUGUACUCACACUUCCUGCUCACUCAGGCAAACAUGAAGAAUGAGAAGUAUGAGGAAAAAGACGAAAGAGACCCAAAGAACCUGCUGGAAUCUAACAGAACCAUUCUUCUGAAACUGGCUGAACUGGCUUUCAAACAGCUGAUGAAGGGCAAUGUGAUGUUCUAUGAAGAGGACCUGAGAGAGAGCAACAUCGAUGUCACUGAGGCCUCAGUGUAUUCUGGGAUUUUCACUGAGAUCUUUAGGGAGGAAUGUGUGCUUUACCAGAGGAAAGUCUACUGCUUUGUUCAUCUGACCUUUCAGGAAUUCUUGGCUGCUGUCUAUGUUUUUCACUGCUAUGAGAGCAGGAACAUUAGAGCACUGGCGUUUCUCAUACCAGAAUAUAGAGAAGAUCCUAAGGAAGUUUCACUUACGUUUGUCAAACCAUGGUCCAGGAAAUGGUCUGAGAAUGUUACACUGGAUGAACUAUUAAAGGGAGUGGUGGAUAAAGCUGUUGAGAGUCAGAAUGGACACCUGGAUCUUUUCCUCCGUUUCCUGUUGGGCCUCUCACUGGAGUCAAAUCAGAGACUCCUUCGGGGCCUACUGAUAUCCCCACAGAGCAGUUCAGAGAAAACUAUAGAGUACAUCAAGGAAUUGAUCAAAGGAUAUGAACAAUAUCCAUUCUUGACUGAUGGAUCUCUUUCUACUGAGAGGUCCAUCAAUCUUUUUCUCUGUUUGUCCGAAAUGAACGACCAGUCUCUCUCCAGAGAACUUCAGCACUAUCUAAAAUCAAAUAAACACUCAGAAGAGAAGUUCUCUCCUGGACAUUGUUCAGCACUAGCCUAUAUGCUUCUUUUGUCGGAGGAGGUGCUGGAUGAGCUGGACCUGAAGAAAUACAACACAUCAGAGGAGGGUUAUAGGAGACUGAUUCCAGCUGUGACUGUCUGCCGAAAAGCUCUAUUAGAUGGCUGUUGUCUAACUAAGAACUCAUAUGAAACUCUCUGCUCAGCUCUUCAGUCAGCAAAUUCCAGCCUGAAAGAGCUAGACCUCAGUAACAAUGAUCUGCAGGAUUCAGGAGUGGAGCUACUCUCUGAAAAAGAAAGGACAGUGGGCAGACUAGCUCUCUGUAAUCUCACUACUAACUCCUGUGAGAAACUAGGAUCAACUCUACAAUCAGCAAACGGCCCCCUGGAAGAAUUAGAUUUAGGAGUGGAACUGCUCUCUGCUGGACUGAGGAGUUCACACUGUAAACUGGAGAUACUUAGAGUAGCUCGCUGUAAUCUUACCACAGACUCCUGUGAGAUACUAGCAUCUGCUCUACAAUCAACAAACUGUCUUCUGAAGGAGCUGGACCUCAGUAACAAUGACCUGCAGAAUUCAGGAGUGGAGCUGAUCUCUGCCUUACUUAAGAGUUCUCAUUGUAAACUGGAGAUACUCAGAUUAGCUGUCUGUAAUUUUGAGGAAAAGGGUUGUGAAAAUUUGGCUUCAGCGCUUCAUUCAGUAAACUCCUCCUUGAAAGAGCUGGACCUCAGUAACAAUGAUCUGCGGGAUUCAGGAGUGGAGCUGCUCUCAGCUGGGCUGAAGAGGGCACAAUGUAAACUGGAGGUUCUCAGAUUGUCUGGUUGUAUGGUCACGAAUGAAGGCUGUUCUUCUCUGGCUUCAGCUCUGAAAUCAAACCCUUCCCACCUGAGAGAACUGGAUCUGACCUAUAAUCACCCAGGAGAGUCUGGAGUGAAGCUGCUCCAUGAUCUACUGAAGGAUCCACACUGUAAACUGGAGAUACUACAAGUGGAAUGUGGAGGGAAGAUCAGAAUGAAACCCGGACGAAAGAAAUAUGCCUGUUGCCUCAAUCUGGACCCAAACACAGCACACAGACGUCUCUGUCUGUCCGAGGGGAACAGAAAGGUGCAGAGCGUGGAAAAGGAUCAGCCAUAUCUGGAUCAUCCAGACAGAUUUGAUCACUAUUAUCAGGUUCUGAGUGUGGAGAGUCUGACUGGACGCUGUUACUGGGAGGCUGAGUGGACAGGGACGGAGGCUGAUAUCGCCAUGACAUACAGAGGCAUCAGGAGGAAAGGAUGCAAUGAAGAGUGUUGGUUUGGAUUCAGUGACCAGUCCUGGAUUCUCUAUUGCUCUGAUAACAGUUACUCUGUGUGGCACAAUAGUAAGAAAAUAAAUGUCCUUGCCCCUCCCUCCAGGUCCAACAGAGUAGGAGUGUAUCUGGACUGGGCAGCUGGCACACUGUCCUUCUACAGCAUCUCACCUAGCACACACACACUGACCCACCUACACACAUUCAGCUCCUCAUUUACUGAGCCCCUCUACGCUGGCUUUGGAGUCGAUUUUAACUCCUCGUUGUAUAUGUGUGAGGUAGAAUAGUCUCUUGACAGGGUUUGAGUUUUGGGCCAAUGACUGGUCAGUACGCGUGUAUAUUUAACAGGCUUAGUGAUAGAGUAAUAUAAGAUGUGUGUAAAUAAUCAAAUGGUGUUGUUUACUCUAAAGUAAGGUCAGAUAAACAAUGUUUUUUUGAGCUCUAAUAAAGCUAUGAUGUAUGACA
Molecule: messenger RNA, 4154 nt
Organism: Pygocentrus nattereri (red-bellied piranha)
Lineage: Eukaryota; Metazoa; Chordata; Actinopteri; Characiformes; Serrasalmidae
Product: NACHT, LRR and PYD domains-containing protein 12-like
Exons: 12
Coding region: 116-3976 (1286 amino acids)
Molecular function (GO): protein binding
Source: RefSeq, a predicted model, not a curated record